CAUGCUCUUCAGAUCCAGUGGACAGGUGAUGCCGGAAAGAUUAUCAUUAACGGUACUGAUUACUUCAUGUUACAAUGCCACUGGCAUACUCCCUCUGAGAACACUGUGAACGGCAAAAAGGUUGAUAUGGAGAUUCAUCUGGUUCAUAGGAGUGCAAAAGAUGAAUUUGCUGCUGUCUCCAUCUUAUACAAAAUAGGAAAACCUGAUAAGUUCCUUGGACAAUUGCUGAACAGCAUCAGGCAAGUUGAUCGCAAUGGUAAAGCUUUAGGCGCCCUUAAUCCAGGAAAGAUCACAUAUGAGGGCAAGAAAUAUUACAGAUUCAUUGGUUCCCUCACUACCUGCUGCUCACAGGGUGUCAUCUGGACAGUAACCAAAGAGGUAAAGACAGUAUCACAGGAACAGAUAAACUUAUUAAAGGAAGCUGUUGAUGAUGGUUACGAGGAAAAUGCAAGGCCACUGCAACCACUGAAUGGAAGGACAGUAUAUCUCAAUCAACCAUAGGAACGUUGUUGCCGGUGCUGUUUAGGAAUUAUAUGUAUUGAGGGAGCUGAGUGAUUGCCCACCAUUAAACUGAAUAUACAAAUCAUUUUCAAACAUAAUAAUUUCAAUACAUUAUGUUUUAUAAUUAUAUAUUUGUAUAUGAUUCAUGAUAAUGUAAUUAAAUUUUUGGUCAAUCUUUAA
This is a messenger RNA of Ipomoea nil (Japanese morning glory), 681 nucleotides long. Its product is annotated as alpha carbonic anhydrase 4-like. Gene Ontology annotation, molecular function: carbonate dehydratase activity; zinc ion binding. The annotation marks the transcript as partial. Lineage: Eukaryota; Viridiplantae; Streptophyta; Magnoliopsida; Solanales; Convolvulaceae. The transcript has 5 exons. The record is from RefSeq and is a predicted model, not a curated record.